Molecule: messenger RNA, 264 nt
Organism: Cordyceps fumosorosea ARSEF 2679
Lineage: Eukaryota; Fungi; Ascomycota; Sordariomycetes; Hypocreales; Cordycipitaceae
Exons: 4
Coding region: 1-264 (87 amino acids)
Cellular component (GO): cytoplasm
Source: RefSeq, a predicted model, not a curated record
AUGGUUCUCCUCAACCUACUGACGUUCGGGCUAUGGUCAAAGGUCGGACGAUUGACACACUAUGCCUUUGACGCGGUCCUGAUCUCCGCAUUUCUUGCGGGCAUGAAGCGAUCGACCGGCUUGACCUUCAAGACGGACAAGGUCGCCGGCGACAACAAGGAGGCCAACAAGUGGAUCGACAAGUACCUCGGCCUCGGCGAAUGGGUCAUGGACCAGUCCGUCGCCAUUGCCGGCUCAAGCAGCUUCUUUGAGCGCACGCGAUAG